AUGUCAACCGGUAACGAGGCUGCGGCCCCGUCGAGCGCCACCGAUGCGGUUUUGAAGCCCUCCGAGCCGGUGCCUGCAGAUGCGAGAGAAGUCCAAGGUAUCGACUUCAACCAGUAUGUAAACCGCAGUAUUACUGUGGAGGAGCUCAUCGGAGGAUACUUAAACAUGGGAUUCCAGGCAACAUCUGUCGGAGAGGCAGUGCGGAUCAUAAACGGCAUGCGCGCAUGGAAGGACCCGGAGACCAAUGAGAGCACGACCAUCUUCCUAGGCUACACGUCCAACUUGAUCUCUUCCGGCUUGCGGGAAACACUGCGGUACCUUGUGCAACACAAACACGUCUCUGCCAUCGUCACAACAGCCGGCGGUGUCGAAGAAGACUUCAUAAAAUGCCUCGCACCCACCUAUCUCGGUGCGUUCUCUACCCCUGGUGCCGGCCUGCGCGCCAAGGGCAUGAACAGAAUAGGUAACCUUGUCGUCCCAAACAGCAACUAUUGUGCGUUCGAGGACUGGGUCGUACCCAUCCUCGACAAGUUACUUGAGGAGCAGGAGGCGAGCAAGAAGACGGAAGAGCCAAUGCACUGGACGCCCAGCAAGAUCAUCCACCGACUGGGCAAAGAAAUCAACGACGAGCGAUCUGUCUAUUACUGGGCAUGGAAGAACGACAUCCCUGUGUUCUGUCCGGCUCUGACCGAUGGCAGUCUUGGCGACAUGCUGUACUUCCACACAUUCAAGGCGUCACCUGAAUGCCUGCGAGUCGACAUCGUUGAGGACAUCCGCAAGAUCAACACCAUUGCAGUGCGAGCGAAGAGGACGGGCAUGAUUGUGCUCGGUGGAGGCAUCGUUAAGCACCACAUCGCGAACGCCAACUUGAUGCGCAAUGGAGCUGAGAGCGCUGUGUACGUCAACACGGCCCAGGAGUUCGACGGCAGUGACGCGGGAGCGCGUCCAGACGAGGCCGUCAGCUGGGGCAAGAUCAAACUGGACGGCGAAAGCGUGAAGGUUUAUGCAGAGGCCACCGUGGUAUUCCCACUCAUAGUGGCUGCGACAUUCGCGACGACUGACGUAGACAUGAGCGCCUCAGCUGCGACACUGCCGCCUACGGGCCAGCGACACGACCGGGAAGAUGCAGAGAUGCACGAUGGAGAAGGUCUGACAAAUGGACAAGUAGAAGCAGAGCCGGAGUCCACACCGCCUGUUCGGGCUUCUGCGGACGCCGUUGCCGUUGAAGUCGAAGUUCUCGAUGAAGACUUCAUGGAUACAACCCCAGACACAGACCAGCAGCUCGUGCUACCAGACGGCUCAGCUGGUCAUCACGAUAACUCUACAUCACAGUCGCGCUUGCGCACGUCAAAUAGCGCUGCUAGAUAUGAGGUGGACAGCACUGUGCAGACCGAUUCUGCCGCUGCUGCAGAUGAUACGGUGAGUGACGAUCACAGUGAGCUGCGGUCAGUGACUAAUUACUACGCAAUGCAGACUGGGGCCCCUCCCACGACCGCUCCUCCUCCUCUCUUCCACCCAGACUUUAAUCCUCCACCGCCUCCACCGCCUCCUGUCGAGCCCGCGCGAUCGGAUUCCGAGUCCUCUGACGAUGAAGAUGACUUGCACCCAUGGCACCCCAUACAAGAGGACAUCUCCUCACCAGAUGAGAUCGAGCUGAAGGAGAUCGAAGCUUCUACAGAACACAGCGCUCUGGAUCAUGAGUACUGGGAAAGUCGUGCGUUCCUGCCGGUGGACGAGCCAGAAUACACGGUGGGCGUCAGCGGGCGGAUCGAUUGGACCGUCAAUGGCUACAACGGAACACAAGAACAACCGAACCGCGAGAUCGUCAUGAAGUCAGACAUUGUCACCAUUGGCGGUCACCAGUGGCAGAUCAAGUUCUAUCCAAAAGGCAAUGACUCCGACUAUCUAAGCGUGUAUCUCGAAUGCCUCAGCGUCAUUGACCCCUCUUCGAAGAAGAAAGGCGGCCGUGUGGACUCGGUGGCUAAAGACAGGUUUGUGGAGGGGACGAGUGAGGGUGCAACAGCAGAUCCUCCAGCGGAGACGCCUGCCGCCGAACAUCAAUACACACCCUUGCCGCUCUUGGACUCUAAACAGCUGCCAAAACGGAAGAGCGUAGCAGCUCAAGUCUCAGUCGUCAUGUACAACCCUACCGAACCCCGCGUCAAUUACUCCAGGACGGCAUUGCAUCGCUUCUGCAACGGCUCGCCUGACUGGGGGUGGACACGUUUCCAUGGCCCGUACUACGAUAUAUCGCAUCGCCUUAGGGGUCAGCGCCAAGCUCUUCUUCGCGACGAUAAGCUUGCGUUCACUGGCUACGUUCGAAUUAUCGAAGAUGAGACCGAUUGCCUAUGGGAACACCACAGUCGAGAGAACCCGUGGGACAGCUUCGCAAUGACUGGUCUACAAGGAUUGAUGCUUUGUGAAGAUGCCAGCGCUCCUGGUGGGAACAUGAUUUCAGCGAUCGCAUCAUGGGUUCUGUUUAGACCUUUCAGGAAGCUUAUAUACAGCGCUCACGCGCCCGAUCCGGAAGAGGAGCCAUUCGCACAUCCUAAGCCACUUCUGAGCGCUUUGAAGAAGAUUCUCUACAUGCUCCGGACACAAGUAGACCCUGGAGCUGGUGCAGUGGCACUAGACGAUGUGCUCGAUGCUCUUGAAUGGUACGGCAUUCAUGAACGUAUCGACAAGCUCGAUGUGAUCGAAACGUUGGAGGUGUUGCGUGCGAAGCUUGAGGAAGAGCUGCAGGAUUCACCGGAGGCAGCCACUUUCGCCGCCAUUUGUGGACCGAAGCGCAACCACAGCGUUAGUAGUCCGAGUUACAGGGUGCCAGUUAUCGGCGUUGACAGCAUGCAAAAUGCGAUUGACAAGUCGACUGAUUUUGUGUCGACUACGCAGGAGUUGCCUCGGCUGCUGACAAUCGAGCUCGAGCGACAAGAGUUCGACCUCAAGUCACGGUCGUACGUGAAGCUGCUCAACAAAGUCUCUCUCGACGAUCAUGUUUGCGUCAAAGGCGUGCGGUACACACUGUAUGGAUUUGUGGUCCACAAACAGACCCUGCAGUCCUACUCGGACAGCAAAGACGAAAAUCAUGUUAAGUGUCUUACCAAGAAGGAGGCUGUUGAUGCCCAUGAGGGCAAAAUCGGCUCUGGCAGGCUUGAAGGCAACGACCCUGUAGCAUAUAUCGCCCUCUACGUUCGUGACGACACGGCUGAUUUUGCAUUCAUGGGGCGCGCCGACUCUGAGUCGUGGGAGGUACCUCCGUGGAUUCAGGCUGAUGUAGAGAGGACAAGAAGCUCAAGCAUCCGGGAUCCAUUGCCACCUCCGCCACCAAUUGGUGAACCUGCUGUGGUGGACGACAGCGCGGAUCGAUUUAUGCACAGGCAAUGUCAGGAAACGCCAGAGAUGGCUGAGUUUCAGGUCAUCGAUUCUCGUGCCUUCCUUCAGCACGAGGGUCCUGGCUUUUUCGAGGCCUAUGACCCGAAGUGGUCUACGAAUGAUGUCAAGUAUGUACACUCCGUCCAGCUGUCACGCAAAGACAACUGCGAUGACAUUCGCAGUAAGAUUGCGUCAGUUAUCAAAGACGUUAAGGAUCCUCGACAAGUCAAGUUCUGGUUCUUAGAUCCGCUGCGAGGCUCCCAGGGUCGCCCCCACCUGUCGACCACUGGUAAGAUAGUGUACUCCAGUGGCAGUUACGAUCAGUACCUGGAGCUGAAGAGGUGGGACUUUGAUCGGUCGAACUUCGCAUGCCGCCGUGUGUGGACUCACCUUGUGGAUCUUGCCGAUCUUCCAGCACUCCCUCAAGAAGUAGAGAAGGUUCAAGAGACCGUUGAGGAGCCUUCAGCAUCGAUGGACGAUAACAUCGUCGUGACCGAUGCUGCGCCUGAGGUUGAAGAUGCCGCGGAGAUCGCACGUUCUGAAGACACACCAAUGAGUGAACUUGACGAGCCGGGGCCGGAGCCGGAGCUAAUAGUGUAUGUGCAGUCGAGACCUCAGACACCAACUACGAUUCCCCUUGUGGAAGCUGGAGGCAACCCUGCAAUAGGAGAUGAUGUUCUCAACGAGCCAGAACCUACUGAAAUUCGAGUUCAGACGCCUCCAACAGUACAUGACGACACGGAGAUGGGCGGUACACGCGAUGAUCUUCCGCCCCCACCACCUCCUCCGGCUGAUCUACUUACAGAAUUUAUGCCACCGCCACCGCCGCCCGCAGAUCGUGCACCCAGCCCUGAGCCUCCAGCUGAUGAGAUCUAUUUCUUCCUGAAGUUCUUCAACCCCGAAAAGCAGGCUGUUGAGGCACGCGGUACAUACAUUGUCAAAAAGUCUGCCAGGGUAGACGAGACGCUCGUCACCUGCCUUGGCUUGUCUAUGGAGGACAAGAAGAAGAUUGACAUAUGGGAAGAAGAGGAGCUUAACACCCUUCGAUCCAUUAAGAACCGUCGUUCCUUCCUCCAAGUCGACUUGCACAACACCUCGGUCAUCAUAGUUGCAAUGCCACAGACGAGUGAACAGCGCAACGCCCUCGCAGCUCGCGCUGCCUUCGCCGACCUGCGCUCAUUCCUCACCUACCGUGCUUUUGCCCGCAACUUCCCGUUCCAUCUCAACGGUUACUUCACAUACAACUACUUCUCUUCUGAAUACUAUAGGGGUGAGAUCAAGAAUGGCCACCGUCACGGACAUGGAAAGAUGUUCUACCACAGUGGUGCUACCUACGAAGGAAGCUUUCAGCUCGACCAGCGCCACGGUCACGGACUCUACACCUACCAGAACGGUGACAUCUACGAUGGCGAUUGGGUCGAGAAUCAGCAGCACGGCUCCGGCACUUUCGUGGAAGCAGCGACAGGCAAUACCUACGUUGGUGGCUGGAAAAAUGACAAGAAGUUUGGCGAGGGUGUAACGCACUGGAAAAACGCACAAGAGGAAGAGCGUCUCUGCCGCAUCUGCUGGGAAGAUGCCGCAGAUGCAGCUUUUUACGACUGCGGACACGUGGUGGCCUGUUUGCAGUGUGCGAAGGAAGUACAGAACUGCCCGGUAUGCCGGAAGAGGGUCCUCUGUGCGAUGAAGCUCUACUACGUGGCAUAG
Messenger RNA from Didymella exigua CBS 183.55, 5076 nucleotides. Its product is annotated as DS-domain-containing protein. The transcript is spliced from 4 exons. The coding region runs from base 1 to 5076 and encodes 1691 amino acids. Gene Ontology annotation, molecular function: deoxyhypusine synthase activity; protein binding. The record is from RefSeq and is a predicted model, not a curated record. Lineage: Eukaryota; Fungi; Ascomycota; Dothideomycetes; Pleosporales; Didymellaceae. Gene Ontology annotation, biological process: peptidyl-hypusine biosynthetic process. Gene Ontology annotation, cellular component: cytoplasm.